Prunus avium (sweet cherry) is the source of this 1619-nucleotide messenger RNA. The record is from RefSeq and is a predicted model, not a curated record. Lineage: Eukaryota; Viridiplantae; Streptophyta; Magnoliopsida; Rosales; Rosaceae.
AUGGCGUUGCAGCACCGCUUGCUAGACGUUAGGUCCCCGGAGUUCCGGCUUGACUCGGUAGUUGUGUCCCCGUGCCCACUCACCCCGAGUCUUGCUGUUGCUACUGCUGCUGGUGGCUCCUCCAACAACAACUGGUACUUAACCGCCACAUGGGACCUGAGCCUGGUGUUUAUUAACCCUAACCACAUAUUGGGUGUGUCUUACAACAACUUCCGGGCGGGACUCUUGUACGGGGACGAGGAGAAGAACGACAAACUCAUUCUCGCAAUGACGCCAUUGCCUCUUCCACCUUUAACCAAGAUGAGCCAGACCACCAUCAACUUCAGCCUGGCAAUGGUGAGGUCAUAUGUGGGCGAGGACAUGGCAAAUGAAUUACUAAUGGGAGGCGGCAACGGCGGUUGUUAUGGGGCGGCGAGAUUAGGGGUGAAGCUAUUUGGUGAGCUUAUGUUUAUGGUGCCGCCGCAAGGCAGUUUUAGUAGAGAUCUUUGGAGCCAACAACCUGUCAGAACUACGCGAAAACUCUGCAGCCUUUUCCCCCCGCAUUAUAACGGCACAGGACGCAUUGUUAGAUGGAUGAGCAACGAUUUGGGCUGGGAAACGUUCGCGCUUGUAACAACAAAUUGGUCAAAGCAGGUUUGUGCUAAAGGCAUUGACUCAACCACACACAAGCAAUGGAAGCAUGAGAAGAAGUGUGGCCGUCCACUUGGCCUGAGAUUUGACAAAGAGAGUGGAGAUUUUUACAUUGCUGAUGCCUAUUAUGGUCUUUUGGUUGUUGGCCCUCAAGGAGGCCUUGCCACUCCUCUGUCAACCCAAGUGGAAGGGAAGCCUAUUCUUUUUGCAUAUGACCUUGAUAUCCACAAGAAUGGCUCAAUCUUCUUCACUGAUACCAGCAAGAGAUACAACAGAGUGAACCAUUUCUUUAUACUAUUGGAAGGAGAAUCCACUGGCAGGCUUCUGAGAUAUGAUCCUCCCACCCAAACAACUCAUAUUGUCUUGGAAGGUUUGGCUUUUCCAAAUGGGUUGCAGCUUUCUAAGGACCAAACCUUCCUUCUCUUUACUGAGACCACCAACUGCAGGCUAAUGAAAUAUUGGCUAGAGGGUCCUAAAAAUGGGACAGUCGAACUUGUUGCUGACCUUCCAGGUUUUCCAGACAACAUAAGAAUAAAUGAGAAAGGCCAAUUCUGGGUUGCCAUAGAUUGUUGCAGGACCCCAGCACAAGAAGUCCUCUCUCACAAUCCAUGGAUACGAAGUGUCUACUUUCGCUUGCCGAUCCGAAUGACCUACUUAGCGCGAUUUAUGGGGAUGAAGAUGUACACAUUGAUCUCCCUCUUCAAUGAGAAGGGGGAAAUUUUGGAAGUUCUCGAGGAUCAAAAGGGUGCCGUUAUGAAACUUGUGAGUGAAGUUAGGGAAGCAAAGGGCAAGCUGUGGAUUGGAACUGUGGCUCAUAACCACAUUGCCACCAUUCCUUACCCUUAAGAAUCAUUUGGGUCUGUAGAUGAAUAUCUUUGUUGUUCAUACAAGCCUUUUAGCAACAGUAUCUUAAAUGGGUGGCUUGAUUUAUGAUUUGUGUAACAGUAUUGAUAAUUAGAUGAUUUGAGGUUUGUGGCUUUUUAUUAUUA